This is a messenger RNA of Neltuma alba, 2601 nucleotides long. RefSeq names its product cyclin-T1-3. The transcript is spliced from 7 exons. Gene Ontology annotation, biological process: regulation of transcription by RNA polymerase II. The record is from RefSeq and is a predicted model, not a curated record. Lineage: Eukaryota; Viridiplantae; Streptophyta; Magnoliopsida; Fabales; Fabaceae. Gene Ontology annotation, molecular function: cyclin-dependent protein serine/threonine kinase regulator activity. The coding region runs from base 142 to 1077 and encodes 311 amino acids.
CGUUCUCUGACCUUCCAAGGCAAGUUAUUUAUUGUUCUUUCUCCUUUCAAAACCCUAAUUUCUCAUUUCAAUUACCAUCUUGAUUGUUGAAUCAUAGGCCUAUUUCUACGAGAUCAGUUUCAUCGCUAAUCAAUCAGUAAAAUGUCUCUAGCGGUGAAUUUUCCGAGGGAAGGACAUGGUUUACCUGGUGCUUAUUGGUCCACCUUUGGUGUAAAUAACUGUGGCAAUACCAGUAGAAAGAGAAGUAGGAAUAGCUGCAAUAAUUGGAAUUAUGGAAAUUACUAUGACUACUGGGCAAAAUGCCGGGAGCACAGUGGCAAUUCUAAUUUUUACAGGGCAGAUUAUCCUACGUAUAUGAAGCUAAAUAAUGCCGCCCAGUCAUCACUGAAGAGGAGGAAACAUUCAGCUUCUACUUGGGAAAACUGCUGGAGGUACUAUCUUCCAACCACUGUUCAUGACAGUGUCCCUUCUACAUCAGCUAGUUGCACGCUUGAAUGCUCUAGAUUCGAAGACGAAGACCUAGUAUUUCUUUCAAGAGAUGAGAUUGAUAGAUUCUCACCAUCAAGACAAGAUGGUAUUGAUGCACUUCACGAGACAAACUUGCGUUAUUCGUAUUGUGCCUUCCUUCAGGAUCUUGGAAUGCGGCUAGAGCUGCCUCAAACUACCAUUGGGACAGCCAUGGUUCUGUGCCAUCGUUUUUUCGUUCGAAGAUCGCAUGCUUGCCAUGACAGAUUUUUGAUUGCUACUGCCACGCUUUUUCUUGCCUCAAAGUCUGAGGACACACCGCGUCCCUUGAACAAUGUUUUACAGGCGUCGAGUGAAAUCUUACACCAGCAAAAUUAUGCUUUUUUGCCUUAUCUUCCUGUGGAUUGGUUUGAACAAUAUCGUGAACGGGUGCUUGAGGCUGAGACAUUGAUACUGACUACUUUGAACUUUGAACUCAAUGUGCAGCAUCCAUAUGCCCCGCUUACUUCUGUUCUUACCAAAUUAGGCCUAUCACAGACUGCUUUAGUGAAUCUGGCAUUACAAUUAAUAAGUGAUGGGGUCUUCACAAGAUUAACAUGCUGGCCUGUAUGAUAUUCUUAGCUGGAGGGUUGAUCAUUGAUAUGCUGUUCUUGGAAAGUUUUGUUUUGCAUCUGAUGUAGAACUGCUGAUGUCUAAUGGUUUGCUUAACCUCUGGUUAUGUGCCAUCCCAUAACUUAGUUUUGGGCUACCCAAGAUAGUCACAGUACCCAACCCACCUUUUUUAGCCAACCCUCAAUCCUUAUGCCGGAGGCCUUUAGCCAAUGGCUUAUCUGUACCUCCUCAAUUUUUUAGUAGAUUCUUUGCAGUUAUGUUGUCAGAAAGAAAGUGAUCAAAGAAGUGAGACUCAUUAUGGGACCCUCCCUCUCUUUUCACCCAUUCUCCUUUCGCCUCAUCUUUGUCUAGAUAUAUUAUAUGGUCGCUUCUAUUACUGUAGAGGAUCUUGUAUUUUUGGGGGUGGAGGCAAUUGUGUCUAUAUAAACGUGGGUGAAAAGAAGAUCAUGGUCUGAAGACCAUGUUGGUCUGAUUAGAUCUGAUAAUCCAAAACCAAAAAAAGAGAAAUGUGACAAACUACUUGUAAAAUUUGGAUGUAGAUGAUUUUUCUACAAUCUGAAUCAAUAAUAAAAUUAUUCAAAAGUGGGCAUUCGUACAUAGAACAAAUUUAAUGAUGGGGAGGAAAACUACGAGGGUCAUGUCUCUUGUGCAGCCCAGCCUUUUAUGUUUCCAUGUUUUAAUUGCAUAAUAUCUCUGGAGUUCCCACACAGCACGUCUGGGCCUGCAAGUCUGAUAAACUCUCUAGAUGACUAUUAAAUAUUGCUAUAAUAUGUACUGUAUCGGCGAUCCUGCAGACAAUGAUAUUCUACCUGAGUUGCUGCUUUUCUAGUUGGUAAGGUAAAAUUAAUAAACUUGUGUUUUUGACUUGGUAUGAAUGUUCAUUUUAGAAGCUGACAUGAUGUCAUUCAUGGGAAUAUGUGCUCAAUUAUAGAAGAAUCUGUUCUCGAAAUGGUCAGUCUGAUAAUUUCUAUAUCUCUACUUGUGCUGAAUAAUUGUGGUGAAUGGAAGUAGAAGUGAUGUAUGCCUUAUAUAUAUCUAGGUCUUUUGAAGCUGAAGAAUGUUAUGUUUUGCAGGCUUCGAAGCUCUCUAUGGCUUCAGUUUAAACCCCAUCAUAUUGCUGCUGGUGCUGCGUUUCUUGCAGCCGAGUUUCUGGGCAUGGAUCUUGCUGCUUGUCAUAAUAUCUGGCACGAGUUUCAGACAACUCCAUCCGUUCUUCAAGAUGUUACACGGCAAUUAAUGGAGCUGUUCUAAUUGCAUUAUAGCAUGAUCGUACUAAUUAAUCUUCAGAGGACAAAGUAUAGAUUGCACAAAUACUCAAAGUCAGGAAAUGGCUCAGAAAUCAGAAUUGAGAAGAAAACCCAUUCGGGAACAUGCGCUCUGGCUUUGUUGGUUUAGCUUCUAACACAUUGGUACUAUUAUCCCUUUUUUUUUUUUUUGUUGGGGGGCCUUUUUUAACUUAAAUUUUAACACUGAUCCCUGAGGGGAAUGUACUGAAAUAUGCGAAUAAAAAUAAUUUUGAUACUA